Messenger RNA from Cooperia oncophora, 1854 nucleotides. The record is from the annotation of a GenBank genome assembly. Lineage: Eukaryota; Metazoa; Nematoda; Chromadorea; Rhabditida; Trichostrongylidae.
AUGAUACAGUGUCAAGGUGAAACGAAAGGGAAAGAGAUCGAUCUCACCGCUCUACUCGCAAUUAAUCCGACUCUGAGAGGAAAGGAUUCGUUAUCGAAGACCUUAGUGCAUGCUCAUGAGGAGAGCAACGAUGAAAAUGAGUUGUUAUACGAUAUUCCCCGUGUUGCCAAAAGAGCAGCGGCUCCUACUCACCGUGCUCCUACUGAGACUACCUCAUCUGCAACUGCUGUACGCCGCUCUAUGCUUAUGGACCGCGCUGGUAGUGGUACUGACCUCACCAUCAUUGCUGAAGAUACUCAUACUCAGCCGUCCACUCACCGUGCUCCACCACGUGGUUUAAUUGCACCACAGAAGGUGGUCUUACCCGUUGCUCCAAAACGUACGAGUGCUGCAAGUGCUGCUACAACACCUGUUGAGCGUAAUCCACAGCCUAUCAUGACGCGAUCAUCCGAAAUGGAAGAAGUCCAAGCUGUUGCAGAUAUAAACGAUACCGUGUUCAUUCCCGAACCAAAAGUGAAAUCAUCGACGGUUGCCAAUAUUGAAAAACUGCAGAAGGAACGUGAGGAACGAAGAGCGCAACUGAACAACGUCAAAAAGCAAAAAGAAAUGGAGAAAAGUAUAGAUCCUGGUAAUCCCAAUUAUCAAUUCUUGCUCAUGAUAAGGGAAUAUCAAUCUCAAAUUGACUAUCGCCCUCUUAAAAUGAGUGAUCAAGUGACUGACAAUAGGAUUUCUGUAUGCGUUAGGAAAAGGCCUCUCAACAAGAAAGAAAUCAAUAAAAAGGAGAUCGAAGUGAUCACGAUCCCGAAUCGGGACCAUCUCAUAGUCCAUCAACCGCAAGUUAAGGUUGAUCUGACGAAAUAUCUGGACAAUCAGAAGUUCCGUUUCGAUUAUACGUUCGAUGAAAAUACUUCCAAUGAGAUGGUUUACAAGUUCACGGCUCAGCCGUUAGUAAAAACAAUAUUCGAGCAAGGAUUUGCCACAUGUUUCGCGUAUGGGCAAACGGGUUCUGGAAAAACCCACACCAUGGGUGGGGACUUUACAGGCCGGAAUCAGAAUUGUGCAAGUGGCAUUUAUGCUCUCACAGCAAGUGACGUCUUCAAAAUGCAGCACUCACAACAAUACAGGAAAUUGAAUUUGUCUGUCAGCUGCAGCUUUUUCGAAAUAUACGGUGGAAAAGUGUUUGAUUUGUUGAAACACAAGGCAUUACUGCGAGUUCUGGAGGAUGGUAAAAAGGAAGUCCAAGUUGUUGGUCUCCAGGAGUUGCCUGUCACAUGUGAGAAUGACGUUCUGGAUCUCAUUCGACAAGGAACCGAUAUGCGCACUGCUGGUGCCACAUCUGCAAAUUCGAAUUCAAGCAGAUCGCAUGCAGUUUUCCAAAUUAUGCUCCGAAAAGACAAGAAAUUGUGGGGAAAGUUUUCCUUGAUUGACUUAGCGGGUAAUGAACGUGGUCAGGAUACCGGUAACUCUGAUAGGCAAACACGACAUGAAGGAGCUGGCGGGUUUAACGAAUGUAUUCGUGCCAUGGCCAAGAAUAGCCAUCACGUUCCAUUCCGUACAUCAAAGCUCACCUUGGUGCUACGCGAUUCCUCAUCGGUACGAGGAAAGCAGCGCACUGUGUAUGAUAGCAAUGAUCAGUCCUGGUAUGUCAUCUGUGAACACACAAUCAACACUUUGCGAUAUGCUGAUAGAGUGAAAGAGCUUGGAGCUGAUGGAGAGCGCGCAGUUCCCCCCUAUGGCGAUGAUGAGCUGAUGUUACGAGGCGAUGGGGCUGGUGAUGAUGGUGAUAACGAAGAUGCUGAUCUUUCCUUGGUUUGCAGUAGAAAUGGCACUGACAAGACUACGUUUGAUAUAUGA